Sebastes umbrosus (honeycomb rockfish) is the source of this 2713-nucleotide messenger RNA. It is a transcript of the gene flvcr2b, whose product is annotated as FLVCR heme transporter 2b. Gene Ontology annotation, cellular component: membrane. The transcript is spliced from 11 exons. The record is from RefSeq and is a predicted model, not a curated record. Gene Ontology annotation, biological process: transmembrane transport; heme export. The coding region runs from base 436 to 1944 and encodes 502 amino acids. Gene Ontology annotation, molecular function: heme transmembrane transporter activity; heme binding. Lineage: Eukaryota; Metazoa; Chordata; Actinopteri; Perciformes; Sebastidae.
CGCCCUUGUGAGUGUCUGAGUCGACCAACUUGUUUCAAGAUCCCAAAGCGGUUUUUUAGGUCCGGGUGGAAGAGAAAGAGGUCACCGCAGGCGCUACUUUAGCCUCCUACUACACGUGGAUCAUAUUCAUUCAUGAAAUCAACUCUUAUUUCUUGAACUUGCGCAGACGUUUCACGCGUAAAGUCGUCUAUACUGAAGUACAGUAUAGCUUGAGGAAAUGCCGCCUACACUGGAAGUUGUAGAGCCUGCUGCACUACUUGUUCAUUGACUACUGUGGAUAUUUGAAAACAAUGUUUUCCCCUUUUUGUAGCUGAAAGCAUGCAGUUGUAGGCCUAUUUUGUCGCUAAGCGUUGGAUUUGUUAGUGUUUACGCAUGAAACUGAAGAACUUUCAGGUUAGUUUGCAAGUGUUUAAUACUCCAUGAGUAUAUUUAACUAUGAGUGAGAAAGAAGCGUUGCCUUUAGGAGACACUGAGGCUCAAAUCAAGGCAGAUUUGGAGACCCACGUGAAGCUGGAGGAUGCGGGUGACGCGGUGCAGAACGCCGGCGAUAAGAGCCCGCUGGACGGCCACGACGCGCCGAAACCCACGCUCCUCUACAAGCGUCGCUGGAUGAUCGUGCUCCUCUUCAGCUCCUACUCUCUGUGCAACUCCUUCCAAUGGAUCCAGUACGGCAUCAUCAACAACAUCUUCAUGAAGUUCUACGGCGUGGACGCCUUCACCAUCGACUGGAUGUCCAUGAUCUACAUGCUGACCUACAUCCCCUUCAUCUUCCCGGUGACCUGGCUGCUGGACAAGAAGGGUUUGCGGGUGAUCGCGCUGGUCGCCACGGCGCUCAACUGCGCGGGCACGUGGAUCAAGGUGGCCAGCGUGAAGCCCAACCUGUUCGCCGUCACCUUCCUGGGACAGUUCUGCUGCUCGUGCGCGCAGGUGUUCAUCCUCGGCAUGCCGUCGAGGAUCGCGUCGGUGUGGUUCGGCUCGGAGGAGGUGUCCACCGCCUGCUCCAUCGGAGUCUUCGGGAAUCAGCUGGGUAUUGCCAUCGGGUUCCUUGUGCCUCCCAUCCUGGUGCCUAAUGUGGACGACAUGGACGAGCUGGCUCACCACAUCAGCGUUAUGUUCUACAUCACAGCAGGAGUGGCUACCUUACUCUUCAUCCUGGUUGUCUUCGUCUUCCAGGAGCGUCCUAAACUCCCUCCGACUCAGGCCCAGGCCACAGCUCGUAGCAUCCCGCCUGAGCACUACUCCUACACAGCCUCUAUUCUCAGGCUGCUCCGCAACAGGCCCUUCAUCCUCCUCAUCAUCACUUACGGUUUGAACGUGGGUUGUUUCUAUGCUGUUGGCACGCUGCUGAACCGCAUGAUCAUCGAACAUUACCCUGGAGAAGAGGUGAAUGCUGGGAGGAUUGGCCUCACCAUCGUCAUUGCGGGGAUGGUCGGCUCCCUGAUCUGUGGCAUUUGGUUGGACAAAACGAAAACCUACAAGCAGACGACCCUCGCUGUCUACUUCAUGUCUCUGGUGGGGAUGAUCGUCUAUGCUGCUACGCUCAAUCUUGGACACCUCUGGGUGGUCUUUAUCACCGCGGGAGCUCUUGGGUUCUUCAUGACGGGCUACCUGCCGCUGGGCUUUGAGUUUGCGGUCGAGCUGACGUACCCGGAGUCAGAGGGAACCUCAUCCGGACUCCUCAACUGUUCAGCACAGGUGUUCGGCAUUAUAUUCACCAUCUGCCAGGGCAAGAUCAUGGACGGCUUCGGCACUCUGGCAGGAAACAUCUUCCUCUGUGUUUUUCUUCUAAUCGGCACAAUAAUGACAGGCUUCAUUAAGUCUGAUCUGCGUAGACAAAAAGCAAACCUUUUGGCCAAAGCAGCAGCGGAGGGGCAGACGUCGGGACAAGACUACGGAGCCACGGCGCUAAUCUCCCAGCCACAGACUCCUCCUGCACAAUCCUGAUCAGUAAACCUUUCUGCUUCCACAAAAAACAAAAUCUGCUCAAAUCUUAGCUCAACACGCAGCUGCACAAAGGGACCUUCUGACUGCCACAAUGGGAGCCCGGCUGCACCAUCUAUCAUCAAAGAAGCCGAGUUAUAGACGCUAAAACAAACACUAACAUGAAGCCUUGAAAAUGACCUCGACCUCCAUCAUGUUACAGUGUAACAGACUGAGACAGAACAACACAACCAGGAAGUCUUCACACCCAUUUCCCUGCUAAGAAGAGUUAGAUGUACAGUGUUGUAUUAACUAUUUAUAAAUAACAAAAAAAAUUCAAAGGCUGAUUCAAAUCUGAUAUUUAAUGCACAAUUUUGAGGAUAAAAUUCACUUGUCAUAAAUAUUGUAUUUAUAUUUAAGUGUGAAUUGAAUGCUCACUAAAUCUGCAAGACAAAUCUGAGUUUGUUUGUGUCUCGACAAUUUUACCUGUCAGUAUUAAAUGUACAGUUGAUUAUGUACAGUAUACAGUAUAUAGAUAGGCCUACAUUUUCCAUAAUGAAGUGACUAACUGCAUAAACAGUUAACCGUGUAAAUAAUACAAUAUCCACAUUUUUAUCAGUGAUUUUGGAAGAAGAUCUUUGUGAUUAAAAUAAUUUAUACAGCGGGAGGGUUUCUAAUCCAUGGCAGUCCACAGUAAGGGAUGAAAUAUUCAUGACAAACUGUUGUUAUAUUAUCUGUAACACUAUGCAUGUUUAUUUCUGUAACAUGAAAUAAAACUGUUUUAUAAAGUUUA